Messenger RNA from Plectropomus leopardus (leopard coralgrouper), 5258 nucleotides. RefSeq names its product sperm associated antigen 5 (gene spag5). The record is from RefSeq and is a predicted model, not a curated record. Gene Ontology annotation, biological process: regulation of attachment of spindle microtubules to kinetochore; cell division. Lineage: Eukaryota; Metazoa; Chordata; Actinopteri; Perciformes; Serranidae.
GUUGAUGGCUGCUCGACGCUGAGGGUUUGUUUACCCGUUUACAACAGUUUUAAUCGUCGACUAUUAAAGUUCACGGCUAAAGUUAGAAGUGCCAGUUUUAACAGCAUUCCAGAGCAAUGUCUUCUCGGAAGUCAAGUACAUCUGAAGAAGGCUUGCCUUCAAACAGAUGUGGAGAGCGCACUCCCCUGAGAAGUCUGCAGAAUGAAAUGCAUCUGUCAACUCCAUCAUCGAGGCUCAAGUCAAAAUCACUGCUCGGUGCUGAUGUUGCAAAAACGACAAAGAGUGAUGUUCCUGUCUGUGACCCAGAGCCCCACUUACGCUCUCCUCCACCCACCAAAGUGAUUCAAACCAGUGCCUCCACUGGUGACUUGACAACUACUGAGACAGCUUUUGAUCUUGGAGACGUCACAUUCAAAUCCUUCAUCUGUCCUGGUGGGGAGGUUGAGGUUACAGGCUCUUCAGUGUGCGCAGAAGAGAGUAUUAUUUUGCCCAAGGAUCAGGCUAUGUUUGAGACAGAAGAUACAGUCAUCUCUGACAGUAUAGUAGUUGAAUCUUGCAGUGACCACAUAGAACACCCCUAUUAUAAUCCUGAGAGGAAAGAUGCUUCCUUAGUUGACACUGACGCAGCAUGUCCCUGUAAAAAUUCAAACACCACACUGGCCCUUGAUGACUUGGAUGAUGGACACACCACACAAAAUUUCAGAGCUCAUCAAAAUGACUGCUGUGGAAGGAGAGAUGUCACCUGGAGGUCCUUUGCUUGUGAUGGCGGUGAGAUUGAAAUUUAUGAUGUCACCAGACCAGGAGAUGAAACCAUUCCUCUACCUAAAGCACAGCUGGGUGAAUCUUUACAAGACAAGAGCAUGAGUUCAACACAUCUCUCUGACUGUGGUCAACUAUAUGAAGCAGAACAUGCAGAUCAUCCCUACUGUAGCAGUGAAAAUGGUGUUAAUGUCAUCACCAGAUUCUCCAAAACCACAAACGGUCCUGAAAAGCCUGCUGAUGGAAUGAGUGAUGUCACCUUCAAAUCAUUUAACUGCACUGGAGGAAUGAUCGAAAUUUCAGAUGGCAUCAAACCUGCAGAUGAGACUGUCCCCCUACCAACUGACCAAACUGCGACCUGCAGUUACUCCUACAAUUAUGGUAUAGAUCCAAGCAUGCUAGCUAGUGACCAAGAGGUGCAAAAUGGUAAUGACCAUUUAGAUCACCCAUACUGUAAUAUUGAAAAUUACCCACCAACCCCAAGUGGCAACCUCCUCAUAACACAGGAACCAUUACCCUUCAGCCUUGAUGUUGUGGGUGAGGUUAAACAGAUGAGUCUAGGGGUUCUGGAUAGCCAGACUGGCAGCCAAGAGGGCGUUACAUCUGGCUCUUUUAUCAAUGCCAGAAAUGAGGUAGUAAUUUCAGAUGGCACUCAGAAAACUUCCCCUCUGCCUGAUAACCAGGAUGUUAUCUGCCAGCCCAUUGAUGAAGAUGGUGUACCUACUUUUGCUACACAGGAUCAAAUCCAAGAUCACUAUGAACAACCUAACAGCCACAAGGAAAACAAUGAAAUUGUGGUAGAUACUGACUCACCGGCUGUCAGUACAUCUUCACUGACUUACUCACCUUUGAAGGUACUAGAUGAUAAAUCUGUCAAAAACUGUCAAAUACAAGAAACAUCAGAAAAUGACUUAAUGCAUCCUGAGGACAGUGCAUUGCCUUCAAUGCCUCAUAGAACUGAGUCUCCUGACUGUAGCCAUGUGGUGGCUAUGGCAGAGACUCUUGCACCUGCAGAGGUCCAUGUGAAACGUGUCUCUCAUGUGCAAAGCAGCAGUGAACCCUUUGAAUCCAGUGAGGCAAAAGACAGCGCUCUUGGUUCAUCAGGAAAUGGACCCAUUCUUUGCAACUCUGCUGAAAGACCUCAGUCAGAAAACCGACCCGAUGUUUUGAAAGUGCUGUCAGACCGCAACUCAGUAGUGUCUUUUGGGAGUCUGACUCCAGUUGUAAGGAGAGCCUCCCUCGCUGUAUUAAAGGCUUUUAAGGGUCCUGCUUUUGAUCAAUUUUUGGCUGACGAUUCUGCUCUUGAGGGUGAAAAGAGCUUUGUGGUUCCUUCUAAUGUUGACCCUGUCAGACUGUGGACAGAGCACUUAGAGAGCCCCAUGCCCCGUCCUCUGUUUAACUCUACAGUCCUAGGUUGCAAGCCCCAGGCAGACCCAGUCACUGAGCCAGCUGUAGAUGUGGGUGCAAAGCCUUCUGCAGCGCCUCAGUCUGAAGUAGAGAAGCCGGUUCUGGAUGUACCUUUGAUUCCAGAUGGUCCACUUCAGCAGCAGCUUCGGCAGAUGGCAGAGUUUCUUUUCUUGGCGUCAGGAAAGAUGGGCCCUGCUGCUGUCUCUGCUCCCCUUGUGCCUCCUGCUGCUGUUACAGUCGCAUCGGCAAAAGCUACUCCUGCAGAAUCCCACAGUAUCUGUGUGGGCACCACUCCUGUUAAAUGGCAAGACCACAGCGUCAACACAUCCGGCCAGUUUGAGAGAAAGAGGGAUUUCUCUGUGGCUGAUUCCUGCACUCUGACGGACCCUCUCCUGUGGAAUGUACCUCCAGGCAGCCUGGAGUGUCUCCCCAGACAAGAGCUGGAGCAGAGGUUGAGGUCUAGCAUGAUCAUGGUGGAGGCUCUCGUGCAGCAGUUGGCUGCGUCCAGGGCAAGUGGAUGUCAUUCUGCAGGCCCUGCACCUUCAGACCUCAGAGAGAAACUAGUGCAGACAGACCACACUGAGCUCAGUCAGACCACAAUGUACAGAGACUUAUAUUUGGAGGCUCUCAGCCGGAUUGAAGAGUUGGAGUUGGAUGGAAGUUCCCUGCAGAACCUCAUCCGGUGUAUGCAGGACAUGAGGAUCACCAUGACUUCUUUGAGUUAUGACACGGAUGCAGCUCUCUCUGACAUGAAGCAAAUAGAGGAUGUUGUCAGAGAGGAUCAUCAGAGCCUUGUUUCACAUUACGGUCAGAUGAAGUCUCUAUUAGAGAAAACGAAGAUGACUCAGACAGCAAUGAUGCAGAAGGUCAAAGAUACUCUUCACCAAAGAGAUGACAUGAGGAUACAGAUGGAGGACGCCUUCACAGCCAAGGAGGCGGCCUUCAGUACGAUAAAUCAGCUGAGGACACACUGUGCUGCAGAAAUCUCAGAGCUGGAGAGGAUUGUUGGGUCUCAGCAAGAACUGUCAGCUGCACUAGAACAGACUUAUCCAGAACAGGUUGCAUUAAACCAGGCCUACACUGACGUGCUAAGUUCUGCAACUGACGUUCUGUCAACAACCAUGAAGGAACAAUCCAGUUUGAUGAAAGAACUCCGCACAGUCAGAGGUCUUCUGCAGAAAACUGCUCCCAUUCUUCUGAAGCUGAACGAGAAGGCGGCUGCUGCUCUGAGAGAGAGGGACGAGCAUCUCUCUGCAAGAGACCAGGCUGUUGAAGAAAGAGAGCAGAUUGAGGAUGAAUUGGACCAAGCUAAUAGGAAUCUCCAAACUGCCAGAGAAGAAAUUGGUGAUUUAAAUCUGCAGGUGACAAUUCUUACCUCAGAGAUGGGUGUGCUCCGUCAGAAGCUGACAGAAAGAGAGGAAGAGAGGGGUCAGCUGGAGAGGAAGGUGACGGAGCUGUCUGCCACUGUUUCCUCCACUUUGGCCUCCUACACCUUCCUGGAGCAGGCUCUUGGUGCUGAGACUACAAAGUUGCAGCAAUCAUGGAAGGACAUCCAGCUAGCCAAAGACAGAGCAAAUGAGCUGGAAACAUCACUGGGUCAGUCGGAGCAGCGUGUGUGUGAGUUAAGUCAGGCUUUGGCUCAAAGUGAGGAGCAGCUCAGUCAGCUGCAGGUCGUCACACAAUCCCAGAACCUGCAGAUCCAGCAGCUCCAGGAUGUUUGCUCCCAACUCAGUGGUGUGCGGGAUAUGAACGAGUUCUUACAGAUGGAGAAUGAGUUGGCGAGGGAGCAGGUGGCUGAAAGUGAACGAAUGCUUAGGGCCAACCUGCAGGGGCUGCGAGAGAGGAACAUCCAGUGUGAGGACCUUAAAGGAGAACUAAGUCAGCUUCAACAUGAGAACAGGAUUUUGCAGGAGGAGCUGGAAACCACAAAGUCCAGAGCUGGUGCAACCCAGAUGGAGCUGGAAGAGAAACUGGCAGAGGCGGUUACUGAAAUUACUUUGCUGCAUCACACACUGCGAGGACUGACCAAUGAACUACAUGCAGCACUCAAUGAACAGAAACCAGAAUCACAGAAGGACAAAGAGUCUCAAGUCCUCAAUGUGGAGCGUCGUCACCCCUCCAGCUCCUUUGUCGACAGCGUCAUGGUUGCAUUAACUGCUGAGAAGGAGGAAGACGCCACAACAGAGACACCUCCAGUCCCCUCAGACACACCCGAGCCGCAAUGUGCAACUUUGUUCAGCGAGACGAGUGCCUUCACCCGCAUUGCAGCCGUCACCCCUAAAAAGAAUUUAAAUGCAGUAGAGUUUGAGCCCGAGGACGAUCAGAGCAGCCUGGCAGAGCUGCUCGCUGGUCUGGGCAGCACCGUCACAGAGCUCGUCAGCACCCUGAAGCUGCUGCGACAGUGUAAAGAUGCUCAGCUGGAGGAGAUGCACAACACCAUCUCUGGGCUGCAGGUGGAGCAGCAGGCUGCAAACAACAGACACGAAGCUGAGGUGUCUGAGCUGCAGCAUCAACUCAGCCGUCUGAACAGCCUGUUUGAGAAGGGAAACCAGGCACUGCAGCAGAAAGCUCAGGAUGAGAAAACUGUGGCAAAGUUAAUGGCGGAAAUACAAGAGACCCAGGAAAUCCUAAAUAAACACAAGAGCGACAGUAAUGAAUUGAAGAAGGAGGUGGUUGAGCUUCGUCGUGCUCUCCAACAGUCAAAGGCGGAGUCUCAGUUUCUUCGGGGGGAGUUGAGAAAAACUGGCAGCCAGUCAACUAACCCAGCACAUCUUAUGGAAGAAAAGAUUCAGUUGUUGAGAGAGGUGGAGAAACUGAAGUUGAGUGUUCAGGAGGCGGAGCAGGCCAGAGUAAAACUCCUUGAGAGAGCAAAAAGACAUCAAAUCAUCCACCAGACGAACCAACAGAAAAGUGAGAAUGAGCUUCAGAUGUUAAACAAGGUGAUCAAUAAAGUCAGAGAGACUCUGCACUCUUUGCCGGUGGUCGUGAAGAAUUGUGAACAACUCCAACAGCUUGUUGAAUACAUCGGCUGACAUGUUUUUUUUAUUGUCAGCUAUGUUCAUUGUAUUUAUGCCCCUUAUAUUUUAAUUUGU